This is a messenger RNA of Saxophila tyrrhenica, 1203 nucleotides long. RefSeq lists its product as uncharacterized. The record is from RefSeq and is a predicted model, not a curated record. Bases 1 to 1203 code for a protein of 400 amino acids. NCBI's taxonomy places the organism in Eukaryota, Fungi, Ascomycota, Dothideomycetes, Mycosphaerellales, Extremaceae. The transcript is spliced from 3 exons.
AUGCCUUCCAACGCAUACCCGCCGCUGUUCGCCAACACGAAGAAUGAUCAAGGGGCACCUCCAGUCGUCUUGGGCUACAUCGGAGCCAGUAUCACGGUCCUCGUGUCUUUGAUCCGCGUCGGUCUUACGCUCAAGAAGCAGCACGAUCUGAGGCGCGAUGACUAUCUAUUCAUUGCUGGAGCCGUAUGGUCAUCCUCCCCGCUUCACAAGAAGAGAUACACUAACAGAACGAAGCUGCUCGCCGUUGUAACGAGCAUCCUGCUCGAACGAGCGGUCGAUGAGGGAUUGGGACGACAUGCUGCGACUCUGAUGCACUCCCAGCUCGAAGCGUACACGAGACUCACCUAUGCUACCGGCCUGCUCGGAAUUGUGUCUCAAGCUGCGGCAAAGGUCAGCGUUGCCUUCUUGUAUGAACGUCUUGCUCCGCGGCAGGACAAGAAGGGCAUUACGAUUCUGUUAUCCGCGAUCGGCUUCUGGGUCGUCUUCGCAUUCAUCGGCACCGCUUUCUCCUGCGGUGUCCAGGUCGACUGGGACGCAUCAUGCUCCGCCGGCAGUUGGGUUGAGUUCGUGGUCAUUGCGCUCAACUUUGUGACGGAUCUCAUGCUGGCCGUGUGGAUGGUGCCACGGAUCUGGAAGCUGCAGGCCCGUACGAAGGACCGAGUCCUCCCAAUCAUGCUGAUGGGCUCUCGAGUCCUGGUCUGCGCGCUCCAGAUCGGGCAGCUGGGCGUACUUGGGCACCUCCGGGUUAAUCAUCCGUUCCACAGCAACGACGACACCUGGACAGAGGUGACGUACUGGACUAUUACAAUAUCCAUCGUCCAUCUAUCAAUCAUCACAGCCACGAUCCCUCGCAUCAACAGCUUCAUCGCGGACAUUCAGACCCGACAAGCCGGCCUGGCUUUGACGCGGAGCGGUUACGACAGCUACGUGAAGUCCGGCAGCAACGGCCAUGCCUCAAAAGACGGUGGCUCGAGAAACUGGACGCGCAGUAAGAAGCAGGAUUCUCGAGGUGUGCUGCACUCGUUUCGUCCAGAUGCCACGGCUGAGCAGCAUAACAAUUGCACCGGGCGUGGGGAUGAGAUUGAGAUGGACGUGAGGGACAAUGUUGAGACGGGAAGUCAGAGCUCGCUGAAUAGGAACGUGGUGUACCAGAAGACCGACUUCCACUGGGAGGAAGAGUACAUGGGCAGGUCGAAGUACUGA